Messenger RNA from Kalmanozyma brasiliensis GHG001, 1125 nucleotides. RefSeq names its product RNA recognition motif domain protein. NCBI's taxonomy places the organism in Eukaryota, Fungi, Basidiomycota, Ustilaginomycetes, Ustilaginales. Gene Ontology annotation, molecular function: RNA binding. The record is from RefSeq and is a predicted model, not a curated record. The transcript has a single exon. Bases 1 to 1125 code for a protein of 374 amino acids.
AUGGCUGGAGAAAAGCUCACAAAGAAGCAGCAGAAAGCUGCCCAGUUCAAGGCGGGCAAGCGAGGCAAAGGAUCGGCCGUUGAGGAUCACCCCGCCACCCCUGAUGACAUUCCCGAGGACAUUCCUGCCUCCAGCGCACCGGAAGCAUCCACAUCCACAUCGUCAUCGAAGUCAUCAAAGUCAUCGAAACCUUCGAAGCCGUCGGAAGAGGCAACUUCAACGGACGCACCAGUAGCCGAGGCAUCAGCAGCAGAAGCACCCGUCAAAGAAGAGAAGCGCAACAAGAAGCGCAAGCGUCUCGCAGCCGAAGCGGAAGCGCUUGCUCAAGCCGGUGUCACCCCUGAGCAACCAGCACCGGAAGCGAAGAGCAAAGACGACGUCAAGGCCAAAUCAACCAAGUCCAAGUCCAAGUCCAAACCAGAUCCUGCGGCUCCUGCGAAGAAGACGACGUUCGGCGACGACGGCGAAGUAGCCGCCGAGGAAACCGUCUCGUCCGCCCCUUCAACAUCCGAACCCACCGCCAAGAACAACAAGUACAUCCUCUUCAUCGGCAACAUGGCGUUCAGCACCACAUCCGAGUACAUCUCCAAGCACUUUGGUCAAGCGUGCGGUGAAACCCCCACCGUCCGUCUGCUCACCCGCAAAGCCGACCCGAACGCGCUCGCCUCGCUCCCCGCGUCGAAGCGCAAAUCCAUCGCCAAAGGUAAAGCGCUGGACCCGACCAAACCUCAAUCGAAAGGAUGCGCUUUCGUCGAAUUUCAAACCAGCGAGGCGCUACGAAAAGCACUCAAGUUCCACCACACGCUGCUCGAGGGGAGGAAGAUCAAUGUCGAACUCACCGCCGGUGGUGGAGGCAAGGGCGAGGCGAGACAGGAGAAGAUCAAGGCGAAAAACGCCGGAUUGGAGAAGGAGAGGGCUAAGUUGCAUGCGAAGCACGUAGCACCCAAGAACGAGGAGAGGAAGAGGAGAGGCGGUGCGGAGGGUGGGGAGAGGGAGAACAAGAGGAGGAGGCCGGUGGAGCAGGAGAAGGAAGAGGGGUGGGGAAGGAACGCGGGACGGGAGAGGAAGAUGCCAAGAUUUAUGGCGACCGGUGCGAAUGCGGUUCGUGUCGCUCCGACUUCGUAG